This is a messenger RNA of Williopsis jadinii, 2143 nucleotides long. RefSeq lists its product as uncharacterized. NCBI's taxonomy places the organism in Eukaryota, Fungi, Ascomycota, Saccharomycetes, Phaffomycetales, Wickerhamomycetaceae. The record is from RefSeq and is a predicted model, not a curated record. The coding region runs from base 180 to 1775 and encodes 531 amino acids. The transcript is spliced from 2 exons.
GGAUCAUUUCACGAGUGAUAUAGGAAUCGCACUCCUUUCCCUUAGAGUUGAAUGAUGUUAUUCAUGACGUAUACAGAGUGUUGACGGUAGAUGGCAACAAGGCGUACAAUUUGCUUGAAGGUGACACAUUACUCUUCUCCUGUCAUCUAGGCUUGAGUGAGCUAACUGAAACGUGUGUCAUGGAUCUUCUAGGAAUCCACGACAAGGUUCUCAGUGCCCUAAUGUGCCGUUCUGAUGAUGAUUCAGAUGAGUUUAAAGAGGUUCUCAAGAGGUCCACAAAGUAUAUGCUGGUUUUCCUUCUCUCGUUUCUUGACUAUAAGGAGCUUUCUGAUGAUUUGGCCUCGCAACUUAUUGCAUUUGUUCUUAACUUGUGCCGAUUAUACUCAACGCACCCAAGCUUGGUGGAUCACUGGCUUGGCGUGAGCUUGAAAGAACCUGAUAUUUCGUAUACGUUGUACAACAAGAUGUCAACCAUAAACUGUUUCCCUGUGUAUGAAAUUGCAAGGCUAUUCCUACUUCUGGAGGAUCAGAACGUUGACAUUGCAAGAGAAAGUCUACAGUUACUCGUUUGCAUUAGUAAUACAUCAGUGUACUUGGAGGAAUGGCUCAUUGAAAGCGAUUUCCUGGACUCAAUACUAGCGGGCGUUCUCUUGAAUUUCAAUAGACUUCCUGGUACAUGUUUCGACAAAGACGAGUUCUUGUUAACCACCAAAUCCUUUGAAAAGUUUGACGCCAGUUUAACAUUUGUUAUGAAGAUAUUGAGGACUUCGAAGAGCAAUAGCUUGAGGAUUCUUCUUAUGAAUGCUUUGGAUACAAAGUUCCUUUCUCCUUUAAUAGAAAUGCUCAGCUCAAAGGAUGUUCGCUACUCUAAUGUGUUGCAAAUUCUAUUAUUCACACUUGAAAGGAUUAUUAUUCCUGACAGCGAAUAUCUAAGUCCACAACAUGAGUCCUUAUUGGAAUGCUUUUCAGACCACCACCUCGAUGCGAAUCAUAAGACCACUACAGACAUCCUAGAUUUGUUCACUCGUGCGGUGCGAAAUUACUACUUUGAUGAUCCAAAUAUUGUGAUAAGCUUGUUGAACAUUAUUGGUAUACUUGCACGUUCCCGAUCGAAUUUGGUUUUGCAAAGAACUAUACUUGAUAUCGCAGAAGAUACCCCAUUCUUCAAAUCCCCGAUGGUACUUGCUUCAUGGGCAUCAAAAAUUAUACGGAUUCAAAGAGAUCAACCAGACUUGAAAGAUGAAGCAUUUGAGAUCUUUAACCACGCAAUGAUUAAUAUGAGACACACUCGGCUAGUACUGGACUCAUUCAAAACAAGAACUCUAACCUUCAAGGAUGAAGGACCCAUUAGUGGUUUACUUUGUCUACAGCUUAGCUUGUUCUUCACAAACACAUUGGAGAUUAACGAUGCUUUGAUCAAUGUAUUGUCAGACAUAUGUCAGGCAAAUGGUGGUUUGGUUACGGACGUGUUUAUUACUGAGUCUCUUGAUAAUCAAGACUUAAUGGUCCUAAUUUGGAACUACUUAUGGAUAAGUUACGACUCUUAUUCAAAGCAGAUACAGCGGGAUAAUAUUGUAACUAGUAUGGUUCCCGUGAGUGAAUCGCUACGUGAGCUGUUGAAAAGGUUGGCAUAUGGUGAAGAUCAUCACGAGCAGCAAACACCUUCAGACAUUGGUCUUGAAAGUCUAAAGAUGUUUCGCUACGUCGUUAAUAAGUUAUUUGUUGUUAGUCAAGCAUCAUUGAUUCUCAACAACAUUUCAUUUCCAAAUCUUUGACCGUCAUGAUUUAGACAAGGCUAUGCAUAUGUACGUAGUAGUACAUAUGUAGUCUACAAACUUAAAGUCUUAUGCAAUUAAUAAAAGUGCUGGUCGUGGUAUUCAGAUUGUAGUCGCAGCGUGAUGUUCUUUGGAAUUGUUCCAGGUAAACAUGUCCGCUCUGAUAACAUCAAGCAACGUUUACAUGAUGUUUUCUACGUUUGUCGAUGAAGAUUCCGAAGAUUUGUGUGAUGUAGCCAUUCUACGUUAUAAUAAUGACGUAUGAGAGGUAUUCAAAAGCUUAUGCCCAUGUGAUGGACUUUCUAAACGAAUGAUCACAAGAGUGGUGCCACGUCUAUCUUUGGUUUAUACGUUGUUUUUACGAGAGC